UCCGCUCAGUGUCUGGAUCUAUGCCGUAGCCAAGAGAGAACAGGCUGUGCAUGCUUCUGACUGAAACAGGGUGCAACGAUUGAAUUAGAUUAGAUUUCUUGUCCGUUUUCCUCGCUGCCACUCUCCUCUGAUAUAUAUAUAUUUUCUCCUCUGCUUGGAUACCGUGGACUUAGGCAUUGGAUAUGUGCACAAAGGAUGAUGAAAACCCCUUCCCUCACCGUAGAAGUAAAAUAAAAUAGGCUUUCGCACACACCGGAUUUACUCCUGCCAUUCCAUAUGAAGAAGUCAAAAAGUUGGAUACACACCUGUGUCCAUUUCCUGCUGUUCAUGACACUUGGGGUACAUUCAGCUACACUUGAUGUUCAAAGAAUGACCGAUGACAUUGACAGAGAACUCCCUGUUUUGAGACACAAUAUUCCGAAAGACUACAACAUUUCUUUACAGUAUAUUCCCAAAGAAAUGGGUAAGACGUGUUGGGUAAAAUUAAACCUUGUUUACUUGAACCAGAGUUUAAAAGAUUUAUCCAACAAGUUUGGAAACAGUUCAUCUAAUAAAGAGCUAAUAAAAUUAAUCAUGCUUUACGUUGAAGAAGAACGGCGAAAGAUCCAAAAACAAUUUACUGAUCUAAAAUGGGAAGACCUUAUGUGGGAAUUUCAGUGCCACUCCAGACAACAGAUGUGGGAAACAGGAAAAUACUUUGACUUUGUCAAAGAGUUCUUUAGAGCUGCAAAGAAUGAAGACUAUUCAGAUGAUUGUUCAGAUCCUGAAUGUCCCGUUGACCCAACAAAAGAAUAUUCAACAGGUCAACCACUGGAGUCACAAAAUAUCGGGAAUGAGUCAUGGCAGGCGCCACCAUUCACAGUUGAACCGCCAAGUCCCAUUGUCAAGAUAAUUGAGAAAAGCCUUUUCUCCUUACUGUUUAUACCACUGCUGGCACUAAUCUUCCUCCUCGUUUGGAAGGUCAGAUCAAAAAGGAACGUAGAUCCUCCUCAGCCAAACCGUGGAGAAGAAGACCCAAUUACAUCACCAGAAGAGAGGACACCUCCGCUAGAUGGUGAAAGAAAUGUACUCCACAUUUUUGCAAAAGUGUAAAAGUUUGUCACUUUUCACUGCAUCAGUGUAUUUGGGCUUUUCUCUCCUUUUUUGUGCUGUUCAGAGGUGGAAAAACAAACACAAACCUGCGUAGUGAAGUGAGACUGUGGAGGUGAAAGGCCUGCUCUGACUACGAUCCAGCUUCACAGUGGCAAACAAAGACUACCAGAUGUCUGGUUAAAUAAAACCUGACACUGUUUUUGCCUUUUUAUAAGACUACAUAAAUCCCAUGCUUUUGAAAAAGACAAAGAUUUGGGCUAUAAUCCCCCAACCCCCCCACCCCCAAAGCUGCCGUUGCUCCUGGGCCCUGAAACAUCAUUCAUCACGCCCUGUUGCUUCGUCUACCAUCUGAGGAAAACUUUGCGUAUUUAUCAACUGUAUUUUUUUUUUCUCCAGCCUUUCUUUCCUUUAUAUGCCUGCUUCUCAAACCUAAGACAAUGUGACUGAUGCAGGCAAUAUCUUGUUUGACCUGGGGCAUGAACUACUACCUCUGGUAUUUCUUCAUGUAACUACUUCAGCAACUUUUUCCCUGAGUUCGAGGAUUUUUUUUUUACAAAGUUUAGCACCACUAACCACAGUUGUUCCAAAGUUUAGCCACAGUAGUCGGGGUUGUCUGUGCUUUCCGGGUUUGGGGGUUUAUUUAUUUAUUGGUGGUGGCAAUCAGUGGCUGCUUUUCCAGAACUGAAAUAUGUCAUUUAUUCAUGGGUCACAUUUAAAGAUAACAGUACCUGUAACAAGUUUUGUAAAACUGAAUGCUCGUGAGCAAAUUACACUGUCUUUUCAAUGAAGUUGACA
This is a messenger RNA of Cyprinodon variegatus (sheepshead minnow), 1887 nucleotides long. It is a transcript of the gene kitlga, whose product is annotated as KIT ligand. The transcript has 10 exons. Gene Ontology annotation, biological process: positive regulation of cell population proliferation; cell adhesion. NCBI's taxonomy places the organism in Eukaryota, Metazoa, Chordata, Actinopteri, Cyprinodontiformes, Cyprinodontidae. Gene Ontology annotation, cellular component: plasma membrane. Gene Ontology annotation, molecular function: cytokine activity; stem cell factor receptor binding. Bases 277 to 1092 code for a protein of 271 amino acids. The record is from RefSeq and is a predicted model, not a curated record.